Messenger RNA from Armigeres subalbatus, 947 nucleotides. RefSeq lists its product as uncharacterized. The transcript is spliced from 3 exons. Bases 135 to 947 code for a protein of 270 amino acids. NCBI's taxonomy places the organism in Eukaryota, Metazoa, Arthropoda, Insecta, Diptera, Culicidae. The record is from RefSeq and is a predicted model, not a curated record.
AGGAAAGUUUGAACUGUGUAACGUAACUGUAACGGAAUGUAACUUUUUUCACUUUUCGUUCACGAUAGUAAUUCUAUUAAUUUACUGUGUGCUUUAUACAAGUUAACAGUAUUUGAUAAUUUAAUAUUUAAAAUAUGAGUCGUAGACCACGUCAUUAUUACUUAAAAACACCAUGGUACAAGCGCGGGUAUAUAAAAAAACCGAGAUAUCCCAAGUCACCUACUGAAUAUGGAGUUGAAACAAGUAGCUUAGAUGAGCUUCUAAUUUCUGGUGAUCGCUUCGGGGAUAACAAUAAUGCAGAGUUACAAGCGAACAUGAACAUUCAAAAUCAACGGCCGAAUCUUAAUACUACCCAUGAAGAGCCCUUGCCAAAGGAAAUCCAUUCAGAACUGGAAUUAAAUGACUCAAUGACAGAUAGUUCUUCAUGUUUUAAAGUCACUACCGAAGACGAAUCGGAGAUCCCGGAAAAUAGCAUGAUAGGAGAUUACAUGGCAGAAAGUAAUAACUCGUAUUCAAAACAGGAACCUUCGGACAGCUAUACUGAUUUUGCUAAGUUUCGUGACGACAUCGUAAUACGAGACAUAAUAUUCAUGAUGCUGAAUUUCUACAUACGACACAAGCUCACUCAAGAAGGUUUAGAAGAUCUUAUGAGAAUGUUGAAUGUCUUGACAAUAGGCAAAAUUUUCCCGGAAUGUUUUUCCACAAUCUCCAAUGUUUUUCCAGCUUCAUAUGAUGCCGAAAGGGCUUAUUUCUGUGUCAAUUGUCAGUUUGGGUAUAUCAAUCCUUUUAUACUGAUUAUAUACCACACUAACAUUUAUUUUUUAUAUUUAGCUAUGACGUUACACCACAACCUGAAACUGUGUGUCCAGUGGAAAACUGUGGAUCUACCAAAAAGGAUUUUUUCAUCACUUUCCCCAUUGAGCAGCAGAUCAGGGAAAGUUUCUUGA